Molecule: messenger RNA, 1611 nt
Organism: Chanos chanos (milkfish)
Lineage: Eukaryota; Metazoa; Chordata; Actinopteri; Gonorynchiformes; Chanidae
Product: neuronal acetylcholine receptor subunit alpha-4
Exons: 6
Coding region: 139-1611 (490 amino acids)
Biological process (GO): monoatomic ion transmembrane transport
Cellular component (GO): postsynaptic membrane
Molecular function (GO): transmembrane signaling receptor activity; acetylcholine-gated monoatomic cation-selective channel activity
Source: RefSeq, a predicted model, not a curated record
GUGGAGGACAAGCUGCUAAGGACUCUGUUUACAGGCUAUAAUAAACUGGCUCGCCCUGUGCCGAACAUCACCGAUGUGGUACUCGUUCGCUUUGGCCUCUCCAUUGCCCAGCUUAUUGAUGUGGAUGAGAAAAACCAAAUGAUGACCACAAAUGUGUGGGUGAAGCAAGAAUGGAAUGACCACAAGCUUCGCUGGAAACCUGAAGACUAUGACAACAUCACCUCCAUGAGAAUCCCAGCUCACUUCAUAUGGAGGCCAGAUAUAGUGCUCUACAAUAAUGCAGACGGGGACUUUACCGUGACUCACCUGACCAAAGCUCAGCUCUUCCACAACGGCCAGAUCAUCUGGAUCCCACCUGCCAUCUACAAGAGCUCCUGCAGCAUUGACGUCACCUUCUUUCCCUUCGACCAGCAGAACUGUACCAUGAAGUUUGGCUCCUGGACCUAUGACAGGGGCAAAAUCGACCUGGUCACCAUGGGCAGCAAUGUAGACCAGGUGGACUACUGGGAAAGUGGAGAGUGGGCUUUGAUAAGUGCCAUGGGCACCUACAACAUCAAGAAGUACGAAUGCUGCCCUGAAGUGUACGCUGACAUCACCUAUUCCUUCAUUAUUAAGCGGUUGCCUCUCUUCUAUACCAUUAACCUCAUAGUUCCUUGCCUGCUAAUCUCCUGCCUGACCGUCCUGGUUUUCUAUCUGCCAUCUGACAGUGGCGAGAAGGUCACACUCUGCAUCUCUGUGCUCCUCUCGCUCACCGUCUUCCUUCUGCUUAUCACCGAGAUCAUUCCAUCCACCUCAUUGGUCAUUCCGCUCAUUGGCGAAUACCUGCUCUUCACCAUGAUAUUUGUCACUCUUUCCAUCAUCAUCACUGUCUUUGUGCUUAACGUUCAUCACCGAGCCCCACAGACCCACUCAAUGCCUCACUGGGUUCGACAUCUCUUCCUGGAUGUGGUGCCCCGCUUUCUGUUCAUACAGCGCCCCCCAGUGCUCUGCAAGAGCGACCACAAGAAAUCUGUUGAUUUCCAGAGAAGGAAAAGAUUGACAAGCAGCCAGUCCUCUGAGAGGGAUGACAGAGAGGUAGAGCUGGCUUGUUCUGGUUCCCAAGAUGGGCUCUCAGACCCCUGCUUCCAGCACGUCCCAUCUCUGUCCCUGGAGCAACCGUCGUGGGUGCAUCCCUCUCUUGGGCCAUCCUCCAGUCAGUGCACUGUGUUCCUGGAGGAAUCUUCUGUCUUCCCUCCAGACCUUUCUACACCCUCCCCCCGAAAUGCAAAAAACCACCUCAGUCGGGAGAGGGUUCGAAGCCGGGCCAAGGUACGCUCACUCAGCGUGCAGUAUGGUCCCGGAGAGAAGGAGCGUGAUACAGCUCGUCCACAUGUGAUUGACAGUAAAACGCAGCCUGCUCUUGUCUUGUCUCCCUCUGUGAAACAAGCUAUUGAAAGCGUGCAGUACAUUGCGGAUCACUUAAGAGCAGAGCAUGCUGACUUUGCUGUUAAAGAGGAGUGGAAGUAUGUGGCCAUUGUUAUCGAUCGCAUCUUCCUGUGGAUGUUCAUUCUGGUGUGCAUUCUGGGUACUGUAGGGCUUUUCCUUCCUCCCUGGUGGGCUGGAAUGAUAUAG